GAUACAUCUGAAAACUAAUCUAAUAUUUCAAACACGAUUUGUUUAAUAAGUAACAAAAGGUACUGUACAUCACUCCAUCAGAAAUAAAAGUUGCUUCGGAAACCAAAAGAAAAAGGCCCACUAACUCAAUAGUCUGGGUUACAUUGGGCCGUGAAAGACGAGCUCAUUUACUAAAUGGUCUUGCUCCCAAACAAAACAAGUUGAAUAGGCUACAAGAAAUGCAGUGCUGAGUGCUGGAAGAAAUAAGUUUCUCUGAACUGAAACUGUAAUCCAUUAUUUCCCAUCAAAAGUUAAGCUCACAAGAAAGUCCUGGAAUGAUCAAACAAAUCUUAAGUACAGAGAUGAUUAUGAAGAAAGUAACCAAAAAAGAAAAUUUUUAAAUUUUUUGAUUCUUUAAUUAUGUAAUAGCUGAGUCUGCCUCUAUUAAUCACAGGGUUAUGAUGCAGCCUAAAUAUGGGGCCUGGAAAUGCUCACCACACACCUUUCACGUUCCAUUUUACGUACUCAAAUACAUCAUAUGACCCAUUACAAACCCUACUAUAUAGCAAAGAAACCAAAAAUUGGAAUAGAAGGAUAAUUCGAUCUAUCUAUUAUGGCGUUAAGAGAGAUGAUAAUAGAUGAGAGUGAUGACAUAGAGAGCUACAGUGACCAAUCUCUUUGCCUAGACAAAGCCAAGGAGCUUCUUGCUCUCAUCAAUCUACCCACGGGAUUGUUGCCACUGAAGGAUAUGACCGAAGUUGGUUACAACAAAACCAAAGGGUUUGUGUGGAUGAGGAUGAAAAGCAAGAUUGAGCAUACAUUUCCUGAAAUAGGUCGCAGAGUGUUAUAUGACACGGAGAUAACUGCGUUUGUUGAGGACCGUCGUAUGAAGAGACUUACAGGAGUCAAAAGCAAGGAGCUUAUGAUCUGGGUUCCUGUGAAUGAUAUCUUUAUCAGGAGAAAGAUCCUCAGAAGAUCACCUUUGCUAAUACCACCGGCCUAUCACGAACAUUUAAAGUUUCAGCAUUUCAAUGUGAAGGUUGAUAAAUCAGAAGAAAAGAGGAGCAAUCAAACUUCCUCGAUGUAAGCAACCAAUAAAGAACAAAACUUGUUCCAUAUUCAAUAAGAGAGAGUGUAUCAGAUACCAUAAAGACAAGCCUUUCUUAAAGUGAAUUGCUUAUGGAACAUAACGCUAAAUGUACAAGUUCUGAAGAUCAUGCCUUGAUGUAACAGUGAGUUUCUAAUCAACAUAUUAGAAUCGAUUCACUGGCAGAAGAUGUGUGUUAUGUUUUCUAUCUUUAAGCCAAUACAUUAUUUCACAUAAAAAAGGAAAGACACAGACUACAUCUAAACAAUCAGAUGCAUCAAACAACCAACAAGAACAAUAUAUGUGAACUAAAAACAAAAUGAGAUGCAAAGAUGCAAAGUUCAAACAGCUUGAACAUCCUAGGAUUCUAGCUAAAGAAAGAACUCAGAAAUCUGCUGAAGGAAAUUUAUCAACUAAGGCAAACAACACAUAAUGAAUAAGCACAUUUCCAAAGUUUUUCACAUAACCUACGUCAGGAAAGACGCACAUCUGGGAAAAUAUCUCUGAAGUGAAACAAUGU
Molecule: messenger RNA, 1586 nt
Organism: Capsella rubella
Lineage: Eukaryota; Viridiplantae; Streptophyta; Magnoliopsida; Brassicales; Brassicaceae
Source: RefSeq, a predicted model, not a curated record